Messenger RNA from Exserohilum turcica Et28A, 1242 nucleotides. RefSeq lists its product as uncharacterized. Gene Ontology annotation, cellular component: nucleus. The coding region runs from base 1 to 1242 and encodes 413 amino acids. The record is from RefSeq and is a predicted model, not a curated record. The transcript has a single exon. Gene Ontology annotation, biological process: regulation of cell cycle. NCBI's taxonomy places the organism in Eukaryota, Fungi, Ascomycota, Dothideomycetes, Pleosporales, Pleosporaceae.
AUGUCCAAACCAAAAGACAUGUCCAACCUCAUCCAACUCACAAAAACCACACAAGCACUCCUCACGCACUACGCCUCGUCGCUCGCCGCACCCACCAGCCAGAGCAGUAACAAUGUCUCGUCGUCACCGUCGUCUUCGUCACCCGAAAUCAGCGAUCCCCUCUCGCUCCUCAAAUCCAGCACCACACUGCUAAAAUCGCACACGACGACGCUCUCGCUGCUGCUCAUCAACCCGCCGUUUACAGCGUCGGCAGUGUCUUCAAAGAUUGGAGACGUGAGUUCAGGGGCGCUGAGUGGCAUGGUAGCUGCCGCUAGCUAUGUACCUCGUGGUAGUAAUAGCAGUAGCAGUAGCAGUGGAGAUGUACACAUGCUUCUACAGACGGAAAUCACAAGUCAAGUGCGCGGGAUCCUGGCGUGCUGGAGCGACGUCUUGAGCUUGGUUUGCCGCAUCGCCGAGGCACAAGCAGCAGCAGCAGCAGCAGUGUCACAACAAGGCAACGGCAAAAGCAAAGGCUCGGUUACAGAGGCUGAAAAACAAAAUGUACUGUCGACUACGGGCGUGGUGUGGGAGGCGUGUGAUGGGCUGGUCAAGCUGUGCGAUGAGGGUGUUGUAGGGCUCGUUGUGAAAAAGGCAGAGGAGUACCGUGCUGUGCUUGUGGAUGCGAUUGACGAGUUGAAGGAGUGGGGGGAGGAUGUUGCUGAUGAGGAUGACGAUGAGGAUGAUGAUGGUGUAGAAGCAAGUGACGAAGAUGAAGACGAGAUAUUCGGGACCGAGAAAAAGUUAUCCAGGGGCGACACGGAAAUCAAAGCGCUCCUGGAUCAAAGUGUCAAGAAGCUGAAGAUGGUGGCGAUGCUGUAUCAAGCGCUGAUUAAGCGGCGGUUGAAGACGUUUCCGGCUUCGACUACUAUAUCGACAUGGACAUUGGAAGAUAACAGCGACAAGAACAAACAUGACAAGGACACGAAUUCCCCACACUCUACCCUCAACGCCCUGAUGCAAAUGCUCAAACGCAUACCCGAGACGGUGGAUGACAUUGCAGGGGCGUUUUACGACUUGGAUGGCGACGAGGCCAAGCACAUGGUGGAGCGGUGCUGUGCAGAAGCCAAGGGCGCUGUGGAGCUGGUGCGGUGUACAUGGGGGACGGGCACGGCGACGGCAACAAGUCCGGGGCGGGAAGACGAGUUUACGGCGUGGUCUGCCAAGUGGAUUGUUGCUUUUGAUAGUGUUGUUGUUGUUGUAUGA